This is a messenger RNA of Microplitis mediator, 6249 nucleotides long. RefSeq names its product laminin subunit beta-1 (gene LanB1). The transcript has 12 exons. Lineage: Eukaryota; Metazoa; Arthropoda; Insecta; Hymenoptera; Braconidae. Gene Ontology annotation, biological process: substrate adhesion-dependent cell spreading; basement membrane assembly; cell migration. The coding region runs from base 388 to 5805 and encodes 1805 amino acids. The record is from RefSeq and is a predicted model, not a curated record. Gene Ontology annotation, cellular component: laminin trimer.
UACAGCGUGUGUACUGUGUAGUGUGUGCUGAGAGUGCUGCAGCCGAUAGCUGCUUUGGAGCGACGGCGUGAGUCGCGUCUACCUAAAUAAUAAUUACUCUGUUUCGUUUAUUCAUUUAAAAUAAUUAUUAUUUUAUGUAUUUUUAUUUUUGUGUUCAAUUAAAUUAUUAAUUUUACUAGUACUUUUUAAAUUAUUUAUUUAUUAACUAAUUUCUCAGUGGUAAUUUUAAAUUGGUGUUCACAUUAUAUAGCUUACGGAAAUAACGUAAACAAGUAUUGUGAGGAUCUAGAUCAAUUUACAGGACUAACAAGUCUCGAUAAGAUUUAAAAAGCAGACAUGUUAGACCGUUUAAAUUGAACGGAAGCGUACAGUAUCGAUUCUUCAAUAAUGAAAAUGAAUACGAUACGAUUUACCGCAGCUUUGCUGCUUUUUGUCUUCACAAUCGACUCUGUUCAUGGGCAAUAUAACAGGACUUCAGCAAGAGGUGUUAUAGGAUCAGUACAACGUGGAGACAUUUCAUCAUCAGAUGGAUUAACUUAUCAUGGGCCCAUGAGAAUAAUCGCAAGGCCUAGAGGCCCAUUUGCAAAGAGGCGGCAUCCUUGUGAGCAGAGUUCCUGCUAUCCGGCGACAGGAAAUCUACUGAUCGGAAGAAAAGACCGAUUAUCUGCGUCAUCAACUUGUGGUCUCCAUGGUCCAGAGAGAUAUUGUAUAGUGUCUCAUUUGAAAGACAGAAAAAAAUGUUUUUUUUGUGAUGCUUCAAAUCCUAAACAACAGCACAAUAUUACAAAUAUUGUUGGCGGUGCAUCACGUCGCCUUUGGUGGCAAGCAGAAAAUGGAAUAGAAAAUGUAACAAUAUCAUUUGAUUUAGAAGCUGAGUUUCAUUUUACUCAUUUGAUAAUACGUUUUCAAACGUUUAGACCAGCAGCAAUGUUGAUUGAACGUUCACAUGACUUUGGAAAAACAUGGCAAGUGUACAGAUAUUUUGCACAUAAUUGUGAACAAUCGUUUCCUGGUGUUCCAACACACCAACCAGAAAAAUUAACAGACGUGAUAUGUGAAUCACGUUACUCAUUUGUCGCGCCGUCAUCAGGCGGUGAAAUAAUAUUCCGUGUGCUACCUCCUAAUCUGCAAGCUGUUAUUGAUAACCCGUAUUCAAAAGAAGUACAGAAUUUAAUGAAAAUGACAAACUUGCGUAUUAAUUUUACACGUUUGCAUACUCUUGGUGAUGAUUUACUGGAUGACAGACCGGAGAUUAGGGAGAAGUAUUAUUAUGCUGUGCAAGACAUGGUAAUUCGUGGUUCUUGUUCAUGUUAUGGUCAUGCUUCCGCCUGUCUUGAAUUACCAGGAAUUGCAAACGAGGAUGAAAUGGUACACGGACGUUGUGAAUGUACUCAUCACACAAAAGGAUUAAAUUGUGAAACGUGUGAAGAUCUUUACAAUGAUGGGCCAUGGAAGCCAGCUGUCGGUAAACAAACAAAUGCAUGCCGUCGUUGUAAUUGUAAUAAUCACGCGCAAUCUUGUCACUUUGACGAGGCAGUUUAUGAAAAAUCAGGACGUAUAUCUGGUGGAGUUUGUGAUGACUGUCAGCACAACACACGUGGACAAAACUGCGAGCAAUGUAAACCAUUCUUUUAUCAUGACACUACUAGAAAUAUUACUGAUUCAGAAGCAUGUCAGCCUUGUGACUGUGAUCCCGGUGGUUCUUUGGAUGACGGGAUCUGUGAUCCUAGAACGGACGUUUUGACUGGCGAGGAAUCCGGUCGGUGUCACUGUAAGCUGAAUAUUGAGGGCCGUAGAUGUGACAGAUGUAAAAAUGGUUUCUGGAACUUUGAUCCUGAAAACCCGGACGGUUGUCAAGCGUGUACUUGUAAUACUUUGGGUACGAUUGAUAACCAGGGAUGCAAUCAAGUAACUGGAGAGUGUACAUGUAAACGAUACGUCACUGCGCGUGAUUGUAAUCAAUGUUUACCAGAGUACUGGGGACUUUCUGAUGAUCAUGAUGGUUGCAAACCCUGUGAUUGUGAUCCUGGUGGUUCUUAUGAAUCAACUUGUGAUGUUGUCACUGGUCAAUGUCGCUGCAGACCACAUAUUGGUGGUAGAACGUGUAACCAGCCUGAACAGAGUUACUAUACAGGAUCAUUGGAUUUCUUGAUUUAUGAAGGAGAAUUGGCAGGAGCCACUGAUAACUGCCAGGUAGUAAUCAGGGAACCGUAUAGAGAUGGAAGAGACAAUACGUGGACUGGUACUGGUUUUAUGAAGGCGCUGGAAGGCUCAACAUUGAACUUCACUAUUGAUGAUAUCAGAAAAUCAAUGUGGUACGACAUUGUGAUACGUUAUGAACCAAUCCAUCCAGGUAUAUGGCAAGAUGUAGAAAUUCUUAUUGAGCGCGAUGGCCCACCGGAUCCUGAUGGCUCUUGCGCUAACUGGAGACCGGAAGACGACAGACUUUGGAUUGAAUUACGCGAUAAUUCACGUAGUGCAGUAGCAAGUCCUGCUGUUUGCUUGGAAGCUGAAAAAGUUUAUAAAAUAUUAUUGACCUUCCGUAGAUUCGAUCCUCAAGGUGAACCUAUUCCUGGUGCAGCAAUUCUUAUUGACUCGAUUGUUUUAAGACCUAGAAUCGAUGAAGUACCUUUCUUCAGUGGUUCAGGUGUCGGUGAAUUACGUAAACAAGAGUACGAACGUUAUCGUUGCAAUGAAAUGUUUAAUGAUGUUAAUUCUGGUAAUCGCGAUGAAAAUGAUAUUUGUGCAAAGUAUCACAGUAGUAUUGGAUUCUGGGUAUUCGAUGGAGCUCAUGCUUGUGAAUGUAAUCCAACGGGAUCACACAGUUUGCUGUGUCAAAAUUACGGUGGAGUUUGUCCAUGUAAAACAAAUGUAGUAGGAAGACGUUGUGAUCGAUGUGCACCAGGAACUUACGGUUUCGGACCUAACGGAUGUACGCCAUGUGACUGUGACGCAGUAGGAGCGCUAGAUAAUUUCUGUGACGUCGAUACAGGACGUUGUAAAUGUCGACCAAACACGUACGGAAAAACUUGCGGUCAAUGUGAUCCAGGGUUCUGGAAUUUCCCUCACUGUCAACGCUGUGAGUGCAACGGACACGCAGACAAUUGUGACUCACGUACUGGUGCCUGCAUUAAUUGCCGCGAUUACACAACAGGACAUACUUGCGAUCGUUGUAUCGAAACUUUCUAUGGAGAUCCACGUAUUGGUGUUGAUAUUCCUUGCCGUGCUUGUCCUUGUCCAGGAACAAUUGAUUCCGGUCACUCAUAUGCAGAAAGCUGUUCUUUAGAUCCAGUAACUCACGACGUUAUUUGCGAGUGUUUCGACGGCUACGUCGGAGCAAGAUGUGAAAGUUGCGCUGAAAAUUAUUUCGGUGAUCCAGAAGAACCAACAGGCAGUUGUACUGCUUGUGAUUGUAGCAACAAUACCGACAUAUCACGACCAGGAAAUUGUGACCCACACACCGGACGUUGUCUUCAAUGUCUCUAUGAUACUGACGGGCCAAAUUGUCAGUACUGUAAGCCCGGUUUCUUUGGAAAUGCAUUAGAAAAAGAUUGUAGGGACUGUAUGUGUGAUGUACUGGGUACUGAUCAUGCUGCUGGACCUUGUGACCAUCGUACUGGACAGUGUCCUUGCUUGCCCCAUGUCAUUGGCAAACUUUGCGACAGUUGUGAAGAAAACCACUGGCGUAUUGCAAGCGGUCAGGGCUGUGAUGCAUGUGAAUGUGAUGCUGUCGGAAGUGUUUCUGACAAAUGCAAUCCCUUCGAUGGUACUUGUGAGUGUCGGCCAGGUUUUGGUGGACGUCGUUGCAAUGAAUGCCAAGCAAACUACUGGGGAAAUCCAAACAUUCAGUGUCAGCCAUGCGACUGUGAUGACAUUGGAUCAGCAAGUCCUCAGUGUAACCGUGAAACUGGUCAUUGUGUAUGUCACAAAGGUAUAGGAGGUGAGAAAUGUGAUCAGUGUGAUCGUAGUUACAUUGGUACUGCACCCAAUUGCAGUCCCUGCGGGGAAUGUUUCGAUAACUGGGACUUGAUACUCAGUGGGCUGAGAAAUACCACCAGUUCAGUGAUAGACGAAGCAUCGAGGAUACAAAAAGUUGGAACAACUGGAGUUUACAGUCAACAAUUUGAUGCAAUGAUUGAUUCACUUGACCAAGUGCGAUCGUUGAUUGAUAAAACUACUGUAAGGUCACAGGAUCUUGAUGAGUUGGAAGAUUUGGCUAAUGAAUUGGCAAGUAAUAUUUCAUCGUCAACAAAAGCACUUGAAGAUGUUGAAAAUCAGCUGGAGAAUGUCAGUCAGCGGGUUAAUUUGGGCGACGUUGCAUUAAAAAAACUAAAAAAUAGAACAAAUAAUUUACAUCAGGGCGCGGCUUUGUUGAAAGAAGAAGCGAUGAGACUGCAAGAAGCUAAUGUUCAGGGCGCGCUGAAUGUCACGCAGCAGAUGGCUGAGCAAUCGCGACAGGCUGAAAAAAUGGCCAAUGAGACGACGAGUGUUCUUGCCGAUGCUGAGAGGUACAGAAAAAAUACUGAAAGUCUUUUAGCAAAGAAUCGUGCUACCGUUGACGACGCUCAGGAUCGCAGUCAGGAUUCAGUCGAUAAAUUGAACGAAAAAUUGACCAAUCUAGAGAAUGAUAUUCCGGGAUUGAAUCUUGGUAUGUGCGGUGAUAAUGUCACUGAGUGUAGCAACGUCUGCGGUGGUGCUGGCUGCGGAUUUUGUGGAGGUAUUUCGUGCGAUGCUGGCGCUGUCAGCAAAGCUAAUCAAGCUCUUGAUGUUGCUAAGAAACAAGCUGAUAAAAUUAAAACUCAUAGAGAUUCUGCCGAACAACUUCUACGCAAGAUGAUGGACAUUAAACAAGAUGCAGUAACAGCAAGAUCAAAUGCCCAAGAUGGAUUUAAUUAUGCAUAUGACGCAAGAAAUAAAUCAGAUGAAUUAGCUAAAAAUUUAACAGAUAUGAAUGAACAAAUAUGGUCGAUGUUGAAUGAUGAACAGCCGACACCAGUUAUGGUUAGAGAUUUAGCCGAAGACGUAUUGAGCAAAAAUAUACAUUUGAGACCAGAUGAAAUUGAAAGUUUGGCUGCUGAUAUUAAUAAAGUCAUAGGAUCAUUGAGUGAUUCUGAUAAAAUAUUGAGCGAUACUGCCGCUGAUUUAAGAAUGGCACAGGACUUAGAAGAACGAGCUAAUCGUGCUAAAGAAUUGGCGCUUGAGAAACAAACCCAAGCUGGCAAGGUUGUAUCUUUGUUAGGAGAGACGCAAAAAGCACAACAUGACGCAGCUUCAGCGAUUGAAAAAGCUGAAACAGAUAUCGCUUUAUCGGAAAAAGAUCUUAAGGCUGUAGCUGAAGUAACAGCAGAAGCGAGACAAAAAGCUGGUAAUACUACAGCAGCUGUUGAAGCACUUGAGGCCCGACUGAAACAUUUACAGACACAAUCUGUUAAAAAUGACUUUGUUUUAAAUCAAGAAGUGCGUAAAGAGUUAAGUAAAUUAGCUGAAGAUGCAAGAUUAGUUAAAGAUAAAACAGAAAAACUGGGUAUGGACUACAAGAAUGCUGGAGACUCGUUAACAUACCGCGUUACUAAAAGUAAAGGAGACAUUCAACGUGCAAAGAGAUUAUUGCAGCGAGCUUCUGAACUUACAGCUGAUACAACAACGAAAUUCAAAGAUCUUGAUGGCAUGGAAAGUGUCUAUAGAGAUAACGAUAGACUUCUUGGUGACCUGAUGGCUGAAGUCGACUCACUUAAUAGCGAAAUGGUGCGGCAAUUAGCUGAAAUAGAACAAAAAGCCCAGAGUUAUCGGCAAUGCUCGACUUAAAUUUAAUGAAAUAUAUAUUUUUAAAUUUAAUUAAUGAUUUAAGACACUCGAUGCAUGUGCCAUACACUCAGUGUCAUUUAUUAUUAUUGAUAAAAAACAAUUCAUUAAGCAUUUAACGCGUUAGCGCGUCUGUAAAUACAUUUUAUAGAAUUAAUCGAGUUUUAAAAAUCAUUUUUUAAUAAUCUUUUUUUUUAAUGUCAUUAAUAUUAAUAUUAUUAUCAUUAUUAUUAUUAUAUUUUAUUUUAUAUUAUAGAAUCAAGAAGAUUUUUCUUGAUGAUGACGAAAUUAAAAAAAAUUUACUUAAUUAUUAAUAAAUAAAAAAGAUUUAAAUAUUGAAUAAUGAAUGUACUUUUAAAAAAUAUUUAAGAUUUAAAUAAACCAGUUUUUGUAGCUGGUCAGAACCAAAAUAUUUGAUAUUUUGUUACGAUUUAUACGCUGAUAAAU